Messenger RNA from Serpula lacrymans var. lacrymans S7.9, 289 nucleotides. RefSeq lists its product as uncharacterized. The transcript has 2 exons. The record is from RefSeq and is a predicted model, not a curated record. Gene Ontology annotation, cellular component: nucleus; cytosol. The annotation marks the transcript as partial. Gene Ontology annotation, molecular function: DNA binding. NCBI's taxonomy places the organism in Eukaryota, Fungi, Basidiomycota, Agaricomycetes, Boletales, Serpulaceae.
CUCGCUAAGUCACAUAAACUGCUGGAAUCUACCUAGUGUCAAUCAUAUCGUAUGGAGGGUCUCAGUCAAAUCCCGAAGGGUGCAUCAUCGCCGCAAAAUGGUGCUGAGGAGGAAGCAAAGCGCGUCGCAGAGGAAGAGAUGAGGAGAGACAUGAUGGCAACUGUACUGGACACUGCUGCACGGGAGCGGUUAUCUCGCAUCGCACUUGUCAGUCCAGAAAGAUCCCGACAAAUUGAGGCUGUUCUUCUCCGAAUGGCACAAUCGGGACAACUUCGUGGUCGGGUGAGUG